This is a messenger RNA of Gopherus evgoodei (Goodes thornscrub tortoise), 3611 nucleotides long. It is a transcript of the gene IKZF3, whose product is annotated as IKAROS family zinc finger 3. NCBI's taxonomy places the organism in Eukaryota, Metazoa, Chordata, Testudines, Testudinidae. The record is from RefSeq and is a predicted model, not a curated record. The transcript is spliced from 8 exons. Gene Ontology annotation, biological process: regulation of transcription by RNA polymerase II. The coding region runs from base 108 to 1646 and encodes 512 amino acids. Gene Ontology annotation, molecular function: DNA-binding transcription factor activity; RNA polymerase II cis-regulatory region sequence-specific DNA binding.
UAUCCAGAGCGGAAGCCCAGUCGCUGGGAAUCUCCCGCCUGCUGCAGUUGAGAAUCCUAGAGCCCUGGACCAGCACGUGGAGUAGGGAGCGCACGUGGAACAGCAGCAUGGAAGAUUCACAGUCAGGUAUGGACCUAAGUAAUUCUCAGGAACAGUCAGUGGCUACAGAAGGACAGGAAGUUUUGAAAGACUGUAAUGUGAACAAAUUCCAGGAGAUGGAAAACAUGGAUAGUAGGGAAGAUAUGAAAGAGCACAGUCAACCUCAUGAAGAAACAGGAGAUGACUUGGUCAAAGUGAAGGGUGAAUACAAUGAAAGAGAAGAGAGUGCUUUGAAUUCAGAGCCUAUGGAAAAUACAGAAGAAUCUGAAAUACCUUACAGCUAUUCAAGAGAAUAUAAUGAAUAUGAGAGCAUUAAACUGGAGAGACAUUCUGGUUCAUAUGACAACAUCAGGCCAACUAGUGGAAAGAUGAACUGCGAUGUCUGUGGAUUAGCCUGCAUUAGCCUCAAUGUCUUGAUGGUUCAUAAGCGUAGCCACACUGGUGAACGGCCAUUCCAGUGUAAUCAGUGCGGAGCGUCCUUUACUCAGAAGGGUAACCUCCUCCGCCACAUUAAACUACAUACAGGGGAAAAACCUUUUAAAUGUCAUCUUUGCAGCUAUGCCUGCCAAAGGAGAGAUGCACUAACAGGUCAUUUAAGGACACAUUCUGUGGAGAAGCCCUACAAAUGUGAGUUUUGUGGAAGGAGUUACAAGCAGAGAAGCUCAUUAGAGGAGCAUAAAGAGCGAUGUCGUACUUACUUGCAGAGCACUGGCAUGUGUGAGGCUGCAAGCGUGGAGGCAAGGCACAUCAAAGCAGAGAUGGGGACUGAAAGAGCACUUGUGCUGGACAGGUUAGCGAGCAACGUGGCAAAACGAAAAAGUUCAAUGCCUCAGAAAUUUAUUGGUGAGAAGCGACAUAGCUUUGACAUUAAUUACAAUUCCAGUUUCUUGUAUGAAAAGGAAAGCGAAAUGAUGCAAGGACGUAUGAUGGACCAGGCCAUAAAUAAUGCAAUCAGCUAUCUUGGAGCAGAAGCACUGCGUCCCCUUGUACAAACCCCACCGGCUCCCACUUCUGAGAUGGUUCCUGUCAUCAGCAGCUUGUAUCCCAUACCACUGACCCGCUCUGAAAUGUCAAAUGGCAAUGCACAAGACACAGAGAAGAGCCAUGCCCACCUUAGAGACAAAAGUUUGUCUUCUGACAGAGGCCUUUCCCCAAACAACAGCGGCCAAGACUCCACAGAUACUGAUAGCAACCAUGAGGAGCGCCAGAGUCACACCUACCAUCAAAACCAAAUGAUCCCCUCCCAGGUCCGCAAUGGCCUCCAAUCCUUGAAGGAGCUCCCAAGGCCAUAUGACAUAAUCAAGCCACCAACCAUAUGCCCACGUGAUGCCUUUAAGGUUAUCAAUAAGGAAGGUGAUGUCAUUGGGGUCUACAGAUGUGACCAUUGUCGUGUCUUGUUUUUGGAUUAUGUGAUGUUCACCAUUCAUAUGGGAUGCCACGGAUUCCGUGAUCCUUUCGAAUGCAACAUGUGUGGGUACAGAAGCCAAGACAGAUAUGAGUUCUCCUCACAUAUAGCACGAGGAGAGCACAGAGUGGUCCUGAAGUAAAAGGAUUGAUUUUCCAAGAGACCAAAGGAUCUGUUUUAGAUUUGUUUGUUUUUAAAAUUUGACUAAAAAAAUUGCUUAAAUAUUUUUUGUGCCAAUUCUAAAAAUGUUAGUGUCCUUUGUAGUAGCAAAGUACUGAUGGGGCUUUUUAUUUGUUACUCAAAAUGCAGUAUUCUGUAGCAUCUGUGCCUAGAUACUGCGGUGACUGGCACUAUAUAUAAAUACCAAAGAUAGGCAGAUACAGAUUUUGUAUGAACUUUAUUUUUGUGAAAAUUAAUAACAACUUAAGAUAUGUUUUCAAAUAUUUUAACAUGUAUUUUUGUUAGAACAUUUGCUUCCAGUAAUAGCAAAAUGGCAAUCUAGCUGUAUUCUGAGUGAAAUACAAAGUCAAAUAUUGAUGUAAUAAUUCUCAUAAAAAAAGUUGAAAUUCAGCACAAAAGAUUGUCUAUCCUUACUGCCCUUUCAGAACCACUGUAUUCCAGCCAGUAACGCACAAGAGACACUUUCUGUUAGUGUUUCAAUUCCUGAGGUAUUCCUAAAAUGGCUAAAUUAUUGAAACAGGGAAAACACAUAUCUGGGGAGAUCGUAUUAAAUAACUUUUAAAUAUUUCCCCCAAAGUCUUAAAGAGUGUGUUGUCUCACCACACUUUGCUUUUGCUUACCCCACUCUGUUCACUUUCUUUAAAGUCUCUCCCCACUCACCUCUUACUCAGUAAUACCAAAAUAAGCCAUCUGAGCUAUUGGAGGUUUUGGUUUUUUUAACUGAGUACGCUUUUGGGAUACCCAUUGAGACCCUUUUUUGGCUUGCCCCUAAAUUCUGGAGGAAAUCCUGCUUUUCAUUGACGGAUCAAGUAUGUGUCUUUCUAGCAGACCAAAAUUGCAAUGAGACUUAGACCCAAUUCUGCUCCCACUGACAUCAAUAUCAAAACUCACACUGACUUCACCUGGUGUAGGAGCAGUCUCUAAAAUAUCAAUGGGCAGCCAAAAUGCUCAUUAAGGCAAAUGGGAUUUUUGCUUAUCUAAGGGCAGCAGGAUUGGGCAGUAUGAGGUUACUGUAACUCAGGGAGCGAACAGAGAAGAUAACAUAUAGAACAAAUAUCAUGAAAACUUUUUGAUUUAGAAAGCAAUUUUUGGAUGAAAGUGUACUGGAUGUGAAAAUAAACGUCCCAAGUCUCCUCUCACUUGUGUUACACCUGUGUGAGAGGAAAGCUAGGCUCAAAAUGUAUUGGAUCAGAUGCUACCCUCAUUUACAUCCAUGUAACCUCACUGAUGGCCAUGCGGCUGUGUAGAUGGGCAUAGAAUUUGACUCAAUAUAUUUCGGAUUUAGCGUUGCCAAGUAGAAUCAUAGUGUCCUGGCAGAUAUUAGCAGUAGCUACCGUGAGAAUCUUCAUGUAAGAAUGUGUGGGAGCGGACAAUUCAAUCACACUUUCUGGUUUUACAUGGGGAUAUCCCUUGGAGUGAAAUGUGCUGUUCUGCAAAAUGGUAUUUACGAUUACUUUGAAGACAGUUUUUAAAAUAGUUCUUUUAAUCUAAUCAUUGUUCUGCAGCUGUAUUAUUAGUCACUGUGCUGAAGAUGUGAAUAUGAUAAUAAUUUUGCUGAGUGUAUGUUUAUUUUUUUAAAAUCUUUUAUAUAAUGUAGAGUUAGAUGUGUUUUGCUGGAUUUUUUCAGCCAGUGAGUAUUUGGUUUGAGCACUUAUUUUGUACUUUUUCAGUGUUGUGUCAACUGCUGCAUUAUGUGUUUCACUUUUUUCCAUGAAGCAAAAGUGGGAGCUAGUGUUCUGAAUAGAGGACUGAGUGUCAAGAAAUAGGGAAUUCUAAUUCUGCCUCUGACACUGGCUCCUUCUGUGAUCUUGGACAAAUCACUUCACCUCUCCCUGACUUAUUUUCUCAUGUAAAAAGGGGAUGAUAAUAUUUUCUCUGUCUGAUAGGGGUAUGUGUGAGGAUUAAUAAAAUUAAUGUUUGUAAAAUG